Molecule: messenger RNA, 927 nt
Organism: Linum trigynum
Lineage: Eukaryota; Viridiplantae; Streptophyta; Magnoliopsida; Malpighiales; Linaceae
Source: the annotation of a GenBank genome assembly
ACUGUAAACUUGUUGUUUCUGUUUCACACUGGCAUAGCCCAAUCCGCCUUAUCAACACUAAUUACACAAGAUGAUACCGCUACUGGUUCUAAUCUAACACAUAAGAUAAUUUCGGGUUAAUUAUCGAAACAGUCAUUCAAGUUUGAGGUGACCAAUAAAUCAAUCACUCGUUCUUUAAAAGCAAAAACUAAUCUGUCUUAUUAAAUUUUUUACUGAAUCUGCGAAACCGAAGGGUUACAUCUAUCCAAAAACUGAAGCUCGAUGACCGUUUUGUUAGCUGCUCCAAAGUUGGAGGACUAUUCAUGUAAAUAGAAUAUAACAAACCUACUGCGAUUAGUUCUAGGGAAUGUAAGAGAAAACACCUAUUUCCCUACUUAGUAAUGUCCUUCAAUGAUAUGGACAUUUUGACUUAUGACAGUAGCUGUCAUCUCUUUGCCACUGUCUCUUCCUCUCUGCCCAAGAAGCCCUAGAUAAAAACCCACCCAAUUCUCAAAAUGAUUCAUCAACCAUCACCUUACCCAAACAUAGAAAGCACCAAAGCUAUGCAGGAAGCUACGGUGAGGACCAAGAGCUUCCGGGAUGAGGACUACAGCUACAGGAGGGUGUUUCUGAGGAGCUAUCCGCUUCACUGGGAAGCGGACGAUAAAAGCGAUGAUGACUUCGGCAUGGCUGCCAACAAGAACGACGAGAAGAGACCUAUGAAGAAGAUGAUACUAUCGGUGUUUCAGUGGGGAGAAGCUAGGGUUCUGGUUCUGAGGAGAUUCAAGCACAAGGUCACGGUUUACGCCGUGAGUUGUAUCCCUGGUGGCUAAACAAACAAGACUUCUGGGGUCCUAAUUUCAACCUGAACUCCAUCCUUCUUCAGUAAGAAACUCCACUUGAGCCACACAUACAAGGGGAGGCAACUAAUAAUGUAUGUGAUAGGAU